Molecule: messenger RNA, 406 nt
Organism: Balearica regulorum gibbericeps (East African grey crowned-crane)
Lineage: Eukaryota; Metazoa; Chordata; Aves; Gruiformes; Gruidae
Source: RefSeq, a predicted model, not a curated record
AUGAGUUCUUACGUCGCCAAUUCGUUUUAUAAGCAAAGUCCCCCCGUUCCUGCCUAUGCCAUGCAAAGUUAUGGAAAUUAUGGAAGUGUGCCUGAGGUUCAGUCACCCAGUGGCUUGGAUCUAAGCAUCACCCUCCCCUCCUCCGGGGCUACCAACUCCCUCAGCGGCUUGGACAUGUCUGCAACCCCCCGAGCUAACCCCGAGCGACCUUCCUGCACGGUCAUGGGUUCUUCAGGGCAUCCUUUAGCCAGAGAGGAGCAAGCAUCCCUAAUGGAGGAGAGAUCUAAGAGCUCGGGUGAAAUCAAAGCUGAGCCCGUGCAAACAGCACAACAAGGAGGACCACAACUGCAGCAGCAACAACCUCCACAAAUUUACCCCUGGAUGACCAAACUACACAUGAGCCAUG